Molecule: messenger RNA, 2082 nt
Organism: Pogoniulus pusillus (Red-fronted tinkerbird)
Lineage: Eukaryota; Metazoa; Chordata; Aves; Piciformes; Lybiidae
Product: TBC1 domain family member 17-like
Exons: 17
Coding region: 195-1946 (583 amino acids)
Biological process (GO): activation of GTPase activity
Molecular function (GO): GTPase activator activity
Source: RefSeq, a predicted model, not a curated record
CCCUACCCCCCCCAUGGGGUUAGCACCGGAACCCCGCGGGGGGAGAGCAACAGUCGGUGGGGGGGGUCCGGGAUGAACGGGAGAGGUCCCGGUGCUGCUGCAGGUCCCGGGGGUCUACCUGCAGCCUCGGCUCCAGCCUGGGCCCCCCCGAGGGGAGGGGCUGAAGGGAAGACUGCUGCUGCUGCAGGGGCCUGAUGACCUUAUCUUAUGCUGGGAGCCACUGGAGCAACUGGGAGACCCCCCCGAGGAGACCCAUUUCUGUCCUCCCCCAGGAAGCAGAGGAGCUCCCAGACCCUGGUUACGAACCAGACUGGGCUGUGUUGAGCCUCCCCCGCCCUCCCCCGCAGCCCCAUGGGUGGGGAGGGGGCUUCCAGUUCCCCCUGGGGGAGCUGAGGGGGGUCCGGAGGAGCCCCCCAGGACUGCGCAGACCUCUCCUGGUGCUGCUCCCCCGGGGGGGGCCCUGCCCCCCCCCACUUUCUUUCUCCAGGGCCGGGGGUGGGCCCCGGAAUUUACUUAGGGUGCUUGGACCUCGGCUCAGACAGUGUCCCUGGGACCCUCGACUGCUGCUGGUGAGCACCCCUGGGGACCCCCCCCAAGACCCUCCUCCGGAGCCACCUCCCUCCGGCAUCGUCACUCGGCUUCUGCAGGGUCCCUACGCAGCCAUGGGGGGCCUGGGCCGGCUCCUGGCGGGGCCCAGGAACUCCGCCCCGCUGGAAGAGGUGGAGCCAGGGGCGGGGUUUGGUGCAGAAGGGGCGGGGCCAGAGAAGGAACCGCCCUUUGAAGUCAUUCACUGUGUGACUCUGGGUCCACGCCCCACCCCCUCCCGGAACCCACCAAUGACGGAGGCAGAGUGGGAAGAGGGGCGGAGCCUGGCACCGGAAGUGCUCCGGGAAAGGAUCUUCCGGGGGGGUUUGAGCCCUGAGGUUCGACUCCAGGGGUGGAGAUUUCUGCUGGGGCUGGGGGGGGAGGACCCCCAAAAUAAGGAGAGGAGGGACUCCUACCUGAGGAUGAAGCUGCAGUGGGGGAGCCUCAGCCCGGGGCAGUGGAGCAGGAACAGCCUCUUGAGGGGCUUCAGGAGGAGGCUGGAAAAGGACCUUUCUGGGGGUCCCCCCCAUGUGCCCCCCCCAGAGCGAGGCCUGCUCAGGGACCUGCUCCUGACCUACUGCAUGUUCAACUUCGACCUGGGCUACGUCAGAGGCAUGAGUGAGGUCCUGAGGCCCCUGCUCAGUGUCGCCCCCCAGGAGGUCGAAGCCUUUUGGGGGUACUGCAGCAUCAUGGAGAUGGUGGGGGGCAACUUUGGGCCUGGCCCCGAGGGCCUGAAGAAGCAGUUGGGGUACCUGAGCCAGCUGGGGAGGGUCCUGGACACCAACCUCUGUGAGCUGCUGGAAUUGGGGGGCCCCCAGAGGUGCUGCUGCCGAUGGCUCCAGUGGCGAUUCCAACCCCCCCUGGGGCUGGAGGGGACCCUGCGGGUCUGGGAGGCUGUCCCUAGGCAAUCCCCAAGGCUGUCCCCAAACUGUCCCCAGGUGCUCUGGACAGGCCUCCCUUGCCCCAACUUCCUGCUGCUGCUCUGCUGUGUCCUGCUGGAGGAAGUGGCAGGAGCCAAGGUCACCUCCCCCGGGGGACACCUUGGGGACAGGGAGAGUCCCUCCGAGACCACCUCCUGCUCGCUGAGGCUUGGGGACAGUGAGGAAGAGGAGGAGGAGGAGGAGGAGGAGGAAGAGGAAGAGGAAGAGAAAGAGGAAAGCGACUGGGAGGAGUGGCUUCCUCCCCGCAUGGACCCCCAGGAGCUGCUCAGCAGAGCCGAAGGCCUCUACCUGCAGCUGGCAGCAGCCCCUGACCUGCCUCCCCCUCUUCAGGAGCUGUUCGGCCUGGGGGGACCCCCAUCGAGCCCCCCCCUGAGUCCCCCCUCGGAGCUGCUGCACCCUGGAGCCCCCCCAGACCCCUAAACCUAAGCGACCCCCCCAAAACAAAUUUCAGGGGUGGAGUCCCUCCCCCCCAUCUGGGGGUCUGGGGAGGGGAGGGGGAAAAUGAGGGGGAGGGAGGGGUUUGAACUCGAUUCCCCCCCCAAUAAAGCUGAUGGAG